AGUGUGGAGUGUGUUCGGCGGAGACUGAAGGAAUCAAAGGGACCGCAGGAAAGCGCGCUUACAGCAGCGAUACAUGAAACAUUGGGAAUGAUUGUCUUUUUAAUUGAAAACUUACUGGCGCCUCGUUAGACUUUGUAUAUUUUUUUUAUUAGGUUUUAUUUUAACGAAACGGUUUUAAGACGCAGUUUUUUGACAUGGCUGACAGCAAACAUCAAGUGAUAUUUUGUAACGAUUCUCCAAAAAGAGUUCUGGUGUCCGUGAUCAAGACGACUCCCAUUAAACCCAGAGGAGCGGACUCGUGUCUCGUGCCCACCAGUCCCGGGUUUAGUGACUUUAUGGUUUAUCCGUGGCGAUGGGGAGAAAAUGCUCAUAAUGUGACACUGAGUCCAGGAUCGGGCAGCGGAACCGCAUCACCCACCCGAACCAACACUUCAUCUGCGGAAAGCGAUGUCAACUCCUGCCCGGAUCACCUCAAGUCCCUGCAGGACAGCAUCAGACGUGGACGCCCGCGAGCAGACACGGUACGAGAACUGAUCAAUGAGGGCGAGAACUCCACCAGCCGUAUCCGCUGUAACAUCUGUAACCGGGUCUUUCCGAGGGAGAAAUCCUUACAGGCGCACAAACGGACCCACACGGGGGAACGGCCGUACCUGUGUGAUUAUCCAGACUGCGGAAAAGCUUUCGUGCAAAGUGGACAACUAAAAACCCAUCAGCGUCUUCAUACAGGAGAGAAGCCCUUCGUCUGUUCUGAGAAAGGCUGCGGUAGCCGGUUUACUCAUGCUAACCGUCACUGUCCUAAACAUCCAUAUGCCCGACUGAAGCGAGAGGAACCAAUGGGUGGACCGGGUCAGUCACAGGGAGCUGAUAAUAAAGCUGUUGCUGAAUGGCUGGCGAAGUAUUGGGAAACGAGGGAACAGAGAACUUCCCCUCCAGUUAAAGGCAAGAAUCUGGGUAAAGAGGAUCAAGAACAGCAGGACCCUUUGGACUUCAUGCCAUCUGAUGAAGGUGAAGAGGAGGAGCAAGAUGAUGAGAAAAGCGCCGGAGGAGGUACGGCCCGUCGGCGUCUUCAGGAACAGAGGGAACGACUCCACGGUGCACUCGCUCUCAUCGAGUUGGCCAAUAAUCUUUCUGCCUGAGAAAAGUGUCAAAAAUAAUCAGCUUAAUAUCAACAUCUGUAAAAUCGAAUGUUUUAUGGGGUUUUUUUUAAGCAGGUGUCUUGACAUCCUUCCUUUUGCUCACAUUGGUGACCCCUGCACUUCUAGUCAGUGCUACCCGGGUUGAUAUAAGCUACAAGCACCUUAUUUUUGCUUUCUUUUGUACUUUUAGGCUGCUAUGAUAGUAGAUGAUAUCGUUAUAUGAAGAAUGUUGUUGUUUUAUCUCAGCUUAUGGAUGAGGUGAGAUGUGUCUCGUUUGUUUUGUUGUGCACUUUUUGUCGUGGUAAAAUGAGCGUUUUGUUUUCUCGUGGGUGGCUGUGUUGUGUGUGUGUGUGACAUUUCUGUUUGUUUAGGAUUUUAGCAUGCGUGCAUUUUGGAACAGGGUGUGUGACCGACCUGCUAGAGAUGAAGAUUUUCACAUAGUAGUUUGAUCUGAAACGAGACCCUCGGCGUUAGUCUGGUUUUCUGCAUUUUCAUUCGCAAUGGUCCGCUGUCACCUUUAAUCAUGUAUUUAUUGUAUUUAAACCAGUAAGCUUCAAUAGCUUCUCCAGAGCACCACCUGCUGUCAGCUGUAGAUCCAGGCUUUACAAUAACCUUUUUAAACUAACCCGUUAUAAACCAGCAACAUGUUAUGAGUGAACAUAUAAACUGAAGCACUUACAAUAUUAAUCCAGUGAUGUUUGUCUCACUACAGUAGUUUGAGGAUGGUGAUAUUGGCUUCCAAAGAAUGAUGAUGAUGAUGAUGAUGAAUGAGAUUCUAGGUAUGAAUGAGGAACCGGGCAGCACUUAUUCCAGUCACAUAACUUCUGCUCGUUGAUGCUUUUAAAAGCACAAUGCUGUGUUAUUUGUUUUAAUCUGCAACACUAAAUUCUGUUCAUAUAACAUUAAUCCUGAAAGUUCAUUGGAUGUAAUCAUUCCACAGCUUUCCUGGUUAUUGCAGUUAAAUUCAGAUCCGUCAUGCAAUUUAAUUUUGGCAUUUGUAAAACUGGAAAUAUCUGAAUAACGUUCCUCAGGAUUGAAGAUACAUUGCUUUAAGUUUCACUGUUCCACUUAAAAUUUAAUAUAUUCUACAGAAAAAUCCUUCGGAAAGCUGUGUAUAAUGUACCCUAUACAAACUGAAAGAUCCCAGGUGAUUAUGUUACGAUUAUUAUGACAACAGAAUGUAAUCGUUUGAUUUUGAUAUGUUUGUUAUACUGAAAGGACUUGUAAAUGUGUUAAUGGGCUUUUACUUAUAGUCCAAACUUAGCGUUUAGCACUUGAAAGCUUCAUUAAAUAAAUAUAAUGAAUCAA
Molecule: messenger RNA, 2444 nt
Organism: Paramisgurnus dabryanus
Lineage: Eukaryota; Metazoa; Chordata; Actinopteri; Cypriniformes; Cobitidae
Gene: znf367
Product: zinc finger protein 367
Biological process (GO): regulation of transcription by RNA polymerase II
Cellular component (GO): chromatin; transcription regulator complex; PcG protein complex
Molecular function (GO): RNA polymerase II cis-regulatory region sequence-specific DNA binding; DNA-binding transcription factor activity, RNA polymerase II-specific
Source: RefSeq, a predicted model, not a curated record